Messenger RNA from Marchantia polymorpha subsp. ruderalis, 5431 nucleotides. NCBI's taxonomy places the organism in Eukaryota, Viridiplantae, Streptophyta, Marchantiopsida, Marchantiales, Marchantiaceae. The record is from the annotation of a GenBank genome assembly.
AAAGUCAAUAUCAAUAUCAACGUAGCCGAGAUGGAGCCCACAUAGGAACGACCUUUGUCCAAAAUCACGCUACGUCAACGCCUGGUCCAUAUUUCCCACGUACGAAGUUUUGCAGAAGGUGCUGCUGACAGAAUGGUGCCAAGAUCGCACCGCACGGAGCCUCCUCUACCGCAAUCAGGGACCACGUCAAAAAAGCAACAGAUAGACGACCUUCGUCAAAUACCACGCCAUGCCUACGCUGUGUCACAAAUCCCACGUACGCGGUACUCGCUGAAGGUGCUGCUGACAUCUACUCACAUUAUAGUACUACUCAUGUCUUCGGUCCGAUCCCCAUGUCGUGAUCCAACUGAUCACGACAGUGCAGACCUACCAUAUUGAUUCAGAAAGAUCUCACAAAUCCGUACAAGAAUCGUAGCAUCGGGUAGGCUAAUCAGAAAUUAUCUACUCCCGUACUUACAUUAUUACACUGAAAUUUCUAUAUGGAAAGUUAUUGAAAAAAUCAGAACGAGAAUGUGUGACCCACGCGGAUUGUGGUUUGAAAACCGUUGAGAGUACAAGUCAUUCAUGCUCGUAUAAACAAUUUAAUUAUAGUUUUUGUAUACUUAGGCCACGAUCACUCGUCGGAAGAUAAACGGCGGACGCAGAGGUUAUUAGGACAAUUUUGAAAGUAUGGAACGUAUGCGAUGCUUCGUGCGGCGCUGUGGGAGCAAGAGCUUCCCGCCUGCAAUCCGAAGAUAUUGAGUUGUGCUGAAUUGAAGUCUUUCUGAGUUUGCCAGUAGAGUAGAUUAUGCGCAAAGCAUUGAAUUGACGAUUGGAACGCUCUCGGAAACUGGCCACUGCAGAACACGUGGUCCUGAUGAUAAGUGCAGACAUUCAUUCGAAGUAGACUAGCUGUAUUGGUAAUCCUUUUCACUGUAUUCGAUUGUCCAGUUUCCGGGUCGACCCACUGGGCACAAAGUAAAUCUCGUUGAUCUCGAUAGGAAAUUUCUGGUGCUGAUAGUGCGUAGACUUCUCGUCUUUUGAAGACAGAGUAAACUGGAACGCAGGAGAGCAAGUUUCAAGAUAUUGAUUGUUUCUGCGCUUCUCACCUUCAACUCGCCUGUCUACCCGUUUCGUCUCAAUCUCAGAAAGGUGAUUCUUGCAAAGUUUAUAUCUGACAGUUUUCUGUUGCUCUUAGUGAACAUUGCUCUUGUUGCUUCUGGCGAGAGAGGCGUGGCUUUUAAGGCUGAUAUUAGCCCUGAGAUUUUCGGUGUAUCUGAAGCUUGUCUUUACGAGCAAGUAUGGGCAUGGAAAGAUUAUCUGGGCAGCGACAGGACGCUUAAUCAGCCGCUUUCCUAGCUUCACACUUGGCAUAUCUGCUUCACACUUCCCAUAUCAAACUGGCGUUGCAUUCAAGAUAUCUUGAUGUACAAGAGUUGAUUAUUUCAGGCUUCAUCAAUUGCAGUAAAGAUGCUGGCACGGACCCUGGAGUGGAGUGGAGUGGAGAAGCGAGAGAGAUUUCAUCCAAGCACCGGUACAAGUGGCUGAAGAAGGUGUCACUAUAAGCCUCAGUCCAACCCUCGAUCCCAAAUGCAGUGCGGAAGCGCUGAGAACUGCUCGAGCUUUCUAGCCCGGGGAAUCGUGAGCGCAAGGCUCCUUCGAAGUUUUGUCACAUUUGCCCGCCGGUUACAAGUACCACACGCUGAAUAAGAGCUUUGGAAGAAAAGUGCUCUUUACAUUGUUCGUUGUGAUUUCAAAGGCUCGACAUCUGCCUAAGCUGGAGCCGUGAUAUCAGGCAACUAAUGGCGGGCAGAGAUUUGUGUCAAUUUUCUCUGCAACUCACAAGCCAGCUUCCAAUGAAAUUGGGGAGCAGAAGCAGAAGAUCCUUGGCUGGAAUUCUUUCUGGGGUCUUAUUAUGUAACCUGAUUCUUUCUCCGGUCCUCUCCCAGUCUACUGAGAACUCUACACAAGGAUUCAUAAGCAUCAGCUGUGGCGGCGUAAGCGGAGUAGACCCUGUCACCUCACUCGACUGGAUCACUGAUGAAUCUCACCUCGACUCGUACAAAAGUCUUUUUGAUGAAAAUGCCAUCGCCACCGCCGACGUUCAGUACAACGAGAGCUCACCUAGCGUGCCGAAUGGCGAACAGUUGAAAACUGCUCUGGUGUUCCUUCCCAACAAAAUGACACGCUCGAAGUUUUGCUACACCUUGCCGAUUGCAUUUAGCGAAACUGAAGGAUCACGAAAUUAUCUUCUUCGAGCAAUGUUUCCCAGCAAAAACUUGACUCUGAAAGGAAAAGCAUUGUCGGGAUUUGCCACUCGGUUCUACCUUACUGUCGAUUCCACCUACAUCACCACAAUCCAGCUACUGCCUUCUAUACCGCAGACAAUCGACCUGGUGGUCUCUUCAUUAGAUGACAAAUUUUACGUUUGUCUCGUGCCCUUGGAAGACAAGUCAUCAAUGCCAGCUAUCUCAACUUUGGAGUUGCGUCCGUACAAUCCUACGUCCGCAAAAUCCGAUACCUAUGGCAGAUCUGGUCAGUCGAAAGAGAAGCAACAGUCGAGCUAUCUCAUGCUCGUUGAUCGUUUCGACUUCGGAGGAAUACUUGAAGCUGAGUCGCCUGCUCUCAGGUAUCCCGCAGACCCUUUCGAUCGUAUAUGGUCAUCCCCACGAAUUCCCGCAGGAGCGCAGUUUGAGGCUUACAACAGGACCGAAGAUGCAAACCUUUCGUAUGGCGGGGACAAUGUUCACUUCCCUAUUGCAGUUAUGAGAUCGAUAUGGAGGGGAAAAAAUUUGUCGUCCACCAUUAACUUUGAGGUUAAUGUGAAGAGCGUUAAAGCCCUCCGUCCACUUCCAACAUUCUGGUUCCAGAUGUUAUGUUCAAACGUUGUUUCUGGAGAUGUGAAUCCUCAUCAAAAGGUCAGUCUAAUCGACGGUGAUAUAGCUUGGAUCUGGUCGGUGGUUGAGGCAUACACAACUCCCCGUUUUAUUCAGCUAUUGAACAACGACCUUUUAAUCAGUAGCGAUUCAAUUACAAUCAGAAUUGAACCAAAUGAAACCACAGAAGCACCUGUUCUGGUAAAUGCAGUAGAGAUUCAUGGUGAGUUUGCAGCGGUGGCAGUGAGAACUUCAAAACUUGAUGUUGAUGCAGUCAAAAGGUUUUCAACCAAUUUGGUAUCAAAAUCCCUAGACACAGCUGGGGAUCCAUGCCUCCCAAUUCCUUGGGACUGGCUAGUUUGUAGUAUCGAAUUGCCCCCUACAAUAACACAAAUAAAUCUUACUACGAAAGCCGUGUUGGGAGAGUUCGACCUGGAAGUAUCAUCGCUAAGUCGUUUGACCGUCUUGGACUUAUCAAAUAAUCAUUUAAAUGGACGCGUGCCACUAACCUUAGUGAAUGUUUCCACGCUGAGAGCGCUGGAUUUUUCACGAAACAACUUUUCUGGUCAAAUUCCGCCUUUUCCUGCAGAUUCCUUCAUGAAUUUGGAAUAUAUAUCGUUCUCCCAGAAUCAGCUCGUCGGCAACCUCUCGUCUUUGAUACGGUCUUUGACACAGUCGCUCAAAGGGAUAAAUCUUAAAGAUAAUGCUUUCAUCGGACCCAUUCCUGCGGAAAUUAUGAAGUUUGAGAAUCUGGAAAGCUUGGAUUUGUCAGGGAACAACUUGUCUCAAGGUUUACCCACUGAACUAGGAAAUUUACAAAGCUUGAAGACACUAUAUUUGAACGAUAACUUAUUGUCAGGCGCAAUCACAGAUACUCUCUGGAGCUCUAAACUCGAAAACAUAAAUAUGGAAAACAAUAACUUCACAGAGCUGAACCUGACAACAUGGUACUAUCUCGUGAAAGGAAAGAAGGAAUUCAACACAUCAUCCGUGCAAAGAGUGCGACUGUUGGGGAACCCGAUCUCCAUAGUUCAUAUUCCAUCAGACGAUGCUCUCGACGACAUUAUACGGCCAUCUCAAACUAGCGGGCAGUUAUCAGAGCAAAACAGUAACUCAUUUAUUUUGCUUGGAGGAAGUCCUUGGUGUUUGGCUCGUGGAGGUUCAGAGAGUACUCUAGCAAUUAGAUACCUGUGCCGGACCAACGAAGCUGAAGAUUUUUGGCUUGAAGAAGAUAGUGGAAAUAGAACUUUACUUAUCGUGGCCAUAACAGUAGGCGUUGGCGCGCUCGUCUCGGCGGCUAUCCUCAUGUUCUUUCUGAGAAAUUCCUGGAAGCGCAUACAAAACCUUCAGCAGAUACAAGACGCUCUGGCCAAACUUGAUGUACGACCACCGUUUUACAAAUACGAGGAGCUGAAAGCAGCAACAAAUGAUUUUUCGAAGAACAACGAAUUAGGGAGAGGAGCAUUUGGUGCUGUGUACAAGGCUGUGUUCGCAGAUGGGACGAUUCUUGCUGUUAAACGGCUGUAUCCAACAGAUCAGAAUGUGAUUGACUUCUUCAAGGAGAUGGUCUUAAUAUCGGGUAUCAAGCAUACGAAUUUGAUCCAACUCAGAGGAUGUUGUGUAAGAGAGAAAGAGCGGAUGUUGGUAUAUGAGUUUGCAGAAAAUAUGAAUCUUGCCGAGGCAUUGUGGGGUAGUUCCAGACCACGUGUACUAAACUGGGAUCAAAGAAAGAAGAUAGCUGUUGGUAUUGCACGUGGUCUUUCUUAUCUUCAUGAAGAGUUACAGCCCAAAAUUAUCCACAGAGAUAUCAAGCCUCAGAACAUUCUUCUCGACAAGUAUCUCAAUGCCAAAAUUGCUGACUUUGGAUUAGCUCGACCUGCUGAUGAAGACAAAACUCAGCUGGCUACUCAUGUAGGUGGAACAAGGGGUUACUACUCGCCAGAAUAUGCGACCCUAGGCAUGUUUACAGAGAAAUUGGAUGUCUAUAGCUUUGGGAUCCUUCUACUGGAGAUUGUUGCAGGAAGACCAUGUCUCAGAUCUGUUUCGUCUACCUUGUCCGAAGAAGAGAUGUACCUACGAGUAUGGGCGACUGAUCUGUUACGCAGAGACAAAUUGAUGGAUAUGGUAGACCACGAUUUGGUGAGAAAUUGCUCCCAGGAGGAAGUCCUGGCGACUCUUAAAAUAGCUCUAUCUUGUGUCCAACAAGAAGCAAAGGAUCGACCUUACAUGUCUCAGGUUGUGAGCAUGCUCACUGGACUUGCAGCCUUGCCGUUUUGAGACAUGAACAGGCAUGGAUAUAAUAGUCUCCCGCCGAAAUACGUAUAAUUUAGUCUCCUCGAAAGACUUACUUUAGUCUAUUCAAAAACAUUAAAACAGGCGAAUUUAGUCUCCUUCCAAAAGUUCAUUUAUGUUAAUUUAGUACACUAAAAAGGUAAUUUAGAUUAAUUUAAUUUCUUAAAAUUUAAUUUAGGCUAAUUUAGUUUACCAAAAAUUAUUUCCAGAGUAAAAUUUUUUUUAAAAAUUCUUAAAAAAUUACAUUAAUGUAUAAAAAAUAAAUUAAAAAAUCCAUCAAUCUU